UACAGGUAUGAAAUGUAUAUACCAUUUCCAAAAUGGCUGUAGAAUUAGCAAAUAGAAAGAUUGACAGUGGCAUAGAUCUUCUCCAGAGAAUUUCCAAGUUAAAUGACAGAUCGAUUAACGGAGCAUCAAAACUGAGGCGACGCGUCCAGGCAGAAAUAAAGUGUCUGACGAAGAAACUUGAAGAUAGGAGUGAACUAAAGGAAGAACAUAUACAAUGUUCGAACUUGGGCCAGCUAGAAGCACUUGCUGAUGUUGCUACAGAGGUUGCUGAUGUAACUGGAGUACUUACAACUUUCUCUUUUGGAGGAGUUGAAAAAAUUGUGGUAGAUGUUGUGGCAGAUGAGGGAAGGAAAUGGAUAAAGGUUAGUCAAAGGAACACGCAUUCCGGAUGAUGAAUUAGGGCUCCCCGAUUACUCUGUGCCAGACACAGACACAGACACAGAUUCUGAAGACUGUAGUACUGAAGACUACAGUGAGGAAAGUGAGGAUGACUCCUGCAGUGAUAUAAACUUUUCUGACAGUAGAACCAUUGAGAACUCAUUAGACUUGAAAGAAUGCUCAUCACCUACACGGAACAUUAGCAAGGGUAGUGAUGAGUCCUCGGCUUCAUACGACGCCAACUGCCAUUGUGAAAAUAACAGUAUCAGAAGAAGUAAUAAAGAAGUUGAGAUUGUCAACUUAGAUGUGACAGCUAUGAUAGCCUAUGUGUCGGCCACAUCAAAUGGACAUGCAAACUUACGGUUUCAAGACAAAUUUCUAAGUGAGCAAGCUGAGUGGGAAAGGAAGAAUCCAGUUAAGGAAGUCCUCAAUACAUAUUUUGAAGGACGAGAAAUGAUGGCAUGCCAAGAAGCCGUCGACCAUUUUACGGAAAUUGUCCGGAUAAUAGGGGGUGAAGGAGAGAAGAUUCGCGCUAAAGAACUGGUGUCUCGCCUCACUAUCGUUCCUGGACAAGAUACAUUUCAAGAAAAAGUGAAGCUUGGGGGGAAAGUGCGACUCCUCUCGAGAAUAAUCUUCGGCACGAGUGAGGCCCACAGAGCAGUGACUGUAACAUCUAACAGACACUUCGUUAGAUCAGUCGAGAAUCAGGGCAUCCGUCCAGCUGUGUUCUUCCAUGAGCCUCGUGCAUUGACAGAACAGAAACAAAAUACUGCUGUUCCUCUAUAACAUUAGAUAUUAUCUUAAUGUUAUUGCAAUUAUGUUUUUAUUAAAUCUCUAUAAAUUUAAA
Messenger RNA from Penaeus monodon (black tiger shrimp), 1225 nucleotides. RefSeq names its product UPF0415 protein C7orf25 homolog. Lineage: Eukaryota; Metazoa; Arthropoda; Malacostraca; Decapoda; Penaeidae. The record is from RefSeq and is a predicted model, not a curated record.